GUGAUUAUCAUUGCAUUUGCUCGACAGUCGCCGCGAACGCAGCAGCGCCGUCUUCCUCUCGUCCUCCUCUGUCCUACCACCCAUUUGCUUUUACGCCGCGUCAAGUCCUCUUCGCACAUUCUUCUUUGCUUCCCACACGCGACCCGCUCGCGUGCGAGAAAGCUGCCAGCCACCGAGGACAAACCCGUCGUCGUCACGUACCUGCCCGGAUCCCAGUCGCAGCAAUGGACUUCCAGCUCUCCCAGCGCCACCACAUGCUCUCUCACCAAAGACCACAAACAUCCUUCAAGCCGAAGCAGCUGUCCCAAUGCAGGUCCGGCCAGCCCAGGACCGUGUGGGACCUGGUGCGCCUCUGGCACUACCGCUUCGAGCUCACCUUCGGCUUGUACGUCAUGGACACGGGCGAAAAGACCGUCUUCUAUGCCGUGAUCAUGCUGCUGCUCGCCGCCGUCGUCUGGGCCAUCACGUGGACCAGCAGCUUGAUGCUCUCUGGGAUCGAGGCCGCCGUUGGGACGCGAUGGAGACAAUUGGCCGGCAAGGCGGUUGCGACGCAGGUGCAGGCAUGGGCCGAGCUGAAGAUGGACAACGACAUGGGGAGCCGGCUGGGCAGCGUCGCGAGGAAUGGCACAAGGCGCACGCUGUGACGGGGCAGGAGAUGGAAAGAGAGGCCGCACGCACUGAAACGCUUUCCCUGGGCUGCUCGCAUGGACAUGUCUGGUGUUUUUCUCGUUAUUUUUUUUUUUUUUU
Messenger RNA from Verruconis gallopava, 747 nucleotides. RefSeq lists its product as uncharacterized. Bases 225 to 644 code for a protein of 139 amino acids. The transcript has a single exon. The record is from RefSeq and is a predicted model, not a curated record. NCBI's taxonomy places the organism in Eukaryota, Fungi, Ascomycota, Dothideomycetes, Venturiales, Sympoventuriaceae.